Messenger RNA from Myxocyprinus asiaticus (Chinese sucker), 2720 nucleotides. RefSeq names its product glutaminase liver isoform, mitochondrial-like. Gene Ontology annotation, biological process: L-glutamine catabolic process. Bases 121 to 1968 code for a protein of 615 amino acids. Lineage: Eukaryota; Metazoa; Chordata; Actinopteri; Cypriniformes; Catostomidae. The transcript is spliced from 18 exons. Gene Ontology annotation, molecular function: glutaminase activity; protein binding. The record is from RefSeq and is a predicted model, not a curated record.
ACUCGUGGAAUCUACAAGAAAGAAGACUAUUCAUAAGCAUAUGAGACACUCGUUAUUUAUUCAGUCUAAUUUAGAUCUACUGUAGGUCGUUUACAGAAGUAUAAACUCUCUGUGCUAAUUAUGCAUUGUGUUAAAACUCUGCGGGCGUCUAGGGCUGGAUUUUUUUUUACUAGAAAUGCUGGAAAAUUGGAAAGAGGAAGUUUGGAAAGCUGCGGCAGAAGGCAUUCACCUGCGCGGCUGUUGUUGCAUACGAGCGCAUCACCUAGCCAGCACCUGCGUCAUCAGCACGUCAUCACAGAUGCAGAUCCAGGGACAUACAGUAAGAAGGCAGUUGCUGGGUUAGAGGACCUGUUGUUCUACACCAUUACCCAGGGAGAAGAUCAAAUCUCAGUGGCACGUUUCCUGGCUGCACUAAGAAGCACAGGAUUGCUGACAUCUGACCCCCGUUUGAGAGACUGCAUGAGGCAGAUUCACCAAGCAGUCCAAGAUUCUGCUGGGACAGCAAUGAUGGACCAGGAACUGUUCAGAAAAUGUGUUGGCAGUAAUAUAGUCCUCCUGACUCAAGCCUUUCAAAGGAAGUUCAUUAUACCAGACUUUGAGGCCUUUUCCUCCCUCAUCAACCAUCUGUUUUAUAACGCAAAGGCUCAGCAAGGAGGGAAGGUAGCAAACUACAUUCCUCAGUUGGCAAAGUUCAGCCCUGAUCUCUGGGGUGUUUCUCUGUGUACAGUGGAUGGUCAGAGGCACUCUAUAGGAGACACAAACAUGCCGUUCUGUCUUCAGUCAUGUGUGAAGCCUCUGGAGUAUGCGCUCGCGGUGCAUGAGUCUGGCACUGAACUUGUGCACAGAUAUGUGGGGAAAGAACCUAGUGGCCUCAAAUUCAACAAGCUCUAUUUAGAUGAAGAGGAUAAACCCCAUAAUCCCAUGGUGAAUGCAGGGGCCAUUGUAAUCAGCUCUCUUCUAAAGCCUGGAUCCAACAAGGCAGAGAAGUUUGACUUUAUGAUGGAUUAUCUGAAGAGAAUGGUUGGCAGAGAAUAUGUUGGAUUCAAUAAUGCCACUUUCCAAUCAGAGAAAGAGACCGGUGAUAGGAACUAUGCAAUUGGCUAUUAUCUCAAAGAGAAAAAAUGUUUUCCCAUUGGAGUUGACAUGACAGCAGCCCUUGAUUUCUACUUUCAGCUGUGCUCUAUUGAGGUGACGUGUGAAUCCGGCAGUGUUUUGGCUGCUACACUAGCUAAUGGAGGGAUCUGUCCAAUCACAGGCGAGCGUGUGCUCAGUGCAGAGGCUGUACGGAACACGCUCAGUCUCAUGCACUCCUGUGGCAUGUAUGACUUCUCUGGCCAGUUUGCCUUUCACGUGGGCUUGCCUGCAAAGUCUGGGGUAUCUGGUGCUGUGCUGCUCGUGGUUCCUAAUAUCAUGGGGGUGAUGUGCUGGUCUCCACCUCUUGACCGUGUGGGCAACAGUGUCCGAGGCAUCCAAUUCUGUCAAGAGCUGGUCUCCCUCUUUAACUUCCACAACUAUGACAAUCUAAGACAUUUUGCCAAGAAGUUAGACCCUCGCAGACAGACAGGCCAUGAGAGGAACAAGUCUCUGGUGGAUCUGAUGUUUGCUGCUUACAGUGGUGAUGUUUCAGCUCUCAGGAGAAUCGCUCUUUCUGCGCUCAAUAUGGAAUUGACUGACUAUGACUCACGUACUGCCCUGCAUGUAUCCUCAGCAGAAGGGCACUUAGAUGCUGUCAAGUUUUUAACUGAAACCUGCAAAGUCAACCCAAAUGCAAAGGACAGAUGGGGGAACACACCACUCGAUGACGCUAUGCAGUUUGGACAUGAUGGUGUGGUCAAGUUACUACAGGAGUACCAGAGCAUUUAUACACACACACUAAUGCUGGAGGAGCUCCACACAGACUCACGCUCUGAUUCCACAAUGGACGCAGAGGAAUCGAAGAGCAUGGAGACCAUAGAGGGUCUAGUAUAAGUGUGCACUGACAUUGAAAAUCCCAAACCUCUGUCUCUUAUGACUCCAGGGAAGCAUGUGGGUGUGAGAUGACAAACAGGGGCCUCCUACAUUUAUGACAAAGACAGGUGUUACUGUGCCUGCACAGUGAUAUAGUGCUAUGCUCCCUGUUCUCUAAUAAGAGUCAUUAGACUCAUUACUGUAGUUUCGCUCUUUUCUAUAUCACUUUGAGCUCAUUUCAAUCUACUGUGGAAUAUGAAACUACCAAGUACUUAGAAUUUUUUAGUACAGUCCAUCAAGGACAGUUUGGUUUGUGCUUGGACCAAUUUAGAAAUGGUUAUUCUAAGUGCACUGGAUUUAUUUUCUGUUAUAGCUGUUCCUUACACUCCAAAGUUAGUCAUUACUGAAGUAAAAACUCAAAUGCAUAUUGCACACUUUGUGUAAAUUUAGUAAGCUAGCUUUCAAUACAAGUGUGUAAACACAAAGUGUAGAUCCUGUAGACUACUUAUGAUAUAAUCAAGUAGGCCAUAUGAAGAGGCUUUCCAUUACAUUUGGGCUAUUAAUAUUUUUGAGCUAAACAUUUUCAGCACGUAUUUGUAUAUUUGAACUUUUCUUAAGAUGUUUGAAUUUCUUAAGCUUGUUAAUAGACAUUUUUGUAAAGUAUUAAGUAAUUUAAAAAUUUAAUUUAUUAUAGGGCACAAAAGCUUUAACUGAGCCUGCUGUUUAAGACUGAGCAAGGAUCUUAUUUUGCAAGAAAUAAAUGGUAUUUGAGA